ACAUGGCUCCUGUGAGAGGUUGGGUGGUGGGGCUCCUGCUGGUUCUCCUGACUCCUUCUCAGCUCCCUCUCUCUGGGGUGGUGAGCGCCCAGGAAGUGACUGACGCAGAGGAAGGCCUGUCCAGACAUGAGGAGGAGCUGGUGGCCGAGGAGGGUGCAACAGCUGAUGGAGAUGAUGGUGCCGGGGAGGAAGAGGAAGAGGUAGCAGAGGAGGACGAUGAAGGAGAAGCAGAAGAAGACGAGGAGGAGGCGGAGGAAGAGGAAGAAGAGGAGACUGCUGAGGAGGAAGAGGAGGAGGAAGCUGCAGAAGAAGAAGAGGAGGAGGAAGCUGCAGAAGAUGAGGAGGAAGAAGCUGUAGAAGAGGAGGAGGAAGCUGCAGAAGAAGAGGAGGAGGAGGAAGCUGCAGAAGAAGAGGAGGAGGAGGAGGAAGCUGCAGAAGAAGAGGAGGAGGAAGAGGAAGCUGCAGAAGAAGAGGAGGAGGAGGAGGAAGCUGCAGAAGAAGAGGAGGAGGAAGAGGAAGCUGCAGAAGAUGAAGAGGAGGAAGAGGAAACUGCAGAAGAAGAGGAGGAGGAAGAGGAAACUGCAGAAGAAGAGGAAGAGGAGGAAGAAGCUGCUGAAGAAGAGGCAGAGGAGGAAGAAGCUACAGAAGAGGAUGCAGAGGAGGAGGAAGCUGAAGAAGAGGAAGAAGAAGCUGCUGAAGAAGAGGAGGAGGAAGUAGAAGAGGAGGAGGAAGAGGAGGCCUCUGAAGAAGAGGAGUUAGCUGAAGAAGAGGCUGAUGAUGCAGUGGAAGAGGAGGAGGAAGAAGAGGAUAUUGCUGAGCCAGUUGCUGACUUGCUUCAAUUCCAGCCAGGCUCGUUGUGUAGCGUUUGCUCCAUCUGCGAGCACUGCUCCAAGAACUGUGACCAAUGCCCCUGUGAAGACGGAGACGAGUCUGAUCACUGUGAACACUGCCAAGAAUGCUCAUCCUGCUACCUUUGCCCACUACUGUGCGACACUAUUUGCACACCAGGUGGCCUUAUCGAUGAGCUGACUGGAUCUCUCUUUCAGUAA
This is a messenger RNA of Cheilinus undulatus (humphead wrasse), 1049 nucleotides long. Its product is annotated as cilia- and flagella-associated protein 251. The coding region runs from base 3 to 1049 and encodes 348 amino acids. The transcript is spliced from 6 exons. The record is from RefSeq and is a predicted model, not a curated record. Gene Ontology annotation, molecular function: calcium ion binding. Lineage: Eukaryota; Metazoa; Chordata; Actinopteri; Labriformes; Labridae.